AUGGAGGUCGAGCGAGCUCACAUGCCUUCCAGUUUCGACCUCACUUCCGGCAACAUUCCCGCCUUUUCGUUUCCCGAGGUGUCCGCGCCGUUGAAAGCGACUGAUGGAGUAUCCGAGAACGGCGGCGAGCGGGUGACCGCGGCUUCUCCGGAGACUCCAGCCGCCUCUCUCGUCAGGUGCCCGUCUACUGCGGCGAUGAAGCUUCAGAAGGUUUAUCGGAGCUAUCGGACCCGGCGCAUGUUAGCAGACUCCGCCGUGGUUGCUGAAGAACUGUGGUGGCGAGCGCUGGAUUUUGCGAGGCUAAAUCACAGUACGAUCUCUUUUUUCAACUUCCUGAAGCCGGAGACGGCGGCGUCUCGGUGGAAUCGAGUCAGAUUGAAUGCUUCCAAGGUGGGCAAGGGUCUUUCUAAGGAUGCCAAAGCACAAAAGUUAGCCUUCCAGCACUGGAUUGAAGCUAUCGAUCCAAGGCACCGUUAUGGCCACAGCUUGCAUAUUUACUACGAGGAGUGGUGUAAAACUAGCGCUGGCCAACCUUUCUUCUACUGGUUGGAUCUUGGAGAUGGCAAAGAGGUGGAUCUAAAAGAGUGCCCGAGAUCAAAGCUUCGCCAACAGUGCAUCAAGUACCUCGGCCCAAAAGAGAGAGAUCAUUAUGAAUACUAUGUCGUUGAUGGGAAACUUCUGCAUAAAUUAACUGGGGAACCUCUAGAUACAAGCAAAGGAUCUCCAGGAUCAAAAUGGAUUUUUGUGAUGAGCACCUCUAAGAAACUCUACUCAGGAGAGAAAAAGAAAGGAUUAUUCCACCAUUCAAGCUUUCUUGCUGGAGGUGCUACUUUAGCUGCCGGAAGGCUAAUUGUCGAGGAUGGAGUGCUUAAAAGCAUCUCAGCUUACAGUGGGCACUAUAAGCCAACAGAUGACAGCCUUGACACCUUUUUAUUAUUUCUCAAGGAAAAUGGAGUUGAUCUGGAUAAAGUGGAGAUACGCAAGGCAAAUGAUGAUUACGAGACCAACGAGAGCGAGAAAGUGUCGAGCUCGGAUUCAAUCCCGAGCAACCUAUCCCAAGAGGACGAGCUUCCUUCCGAAACAACCGAGCAAGCCUCCAACCCAGAAAAUAAGACCGAGUACCAGAGAUCUCUCUCGGGUGGCCUCCAGAGCCCCAAAGCAGACGUGCCCAAGAAAGCCAUACUUGAAAGGAUUAAUUCCAAAAAGGCUGCGAGUUCGUAUCAGCUGGGCCAUCAGCUCUCGGCCCGGUGGUCCACAGGGGCAGGCCCAAGAAUCGGCUGUGUGGCAGACUAUCCGGUGGAACUGAGGCUCCAGGCCUUGGAAUUCACGAACCUCUCCCCAAGGACGGGCAGCCGCCCGACGUUGCUCACACCCAAAAGGAGUGGGGCUCUUGUUUCGCAGUCUUCUUGCCCGGCGGGCUUGGGCCAUGAUGAUUUGGAAGCACUUUGA
Molecule: messenger RNA, 1449 nt
Organism: Striga hermonthica
Lineage: Eukaryota; Viridiplantae; Streptophyta; Magnoliopsida; Lamiales; Orobanchaceae
Source: the annotation of a GenBank genome assembly